This is a messenger RNA of Megachile rotundata (alfalfa leafcutting bee), 1479 nucleotides long. RefSeq lists its product as uncharacterized. The record is from RefSeq and is a predicted model, not a curated record. Lineage: Eukaryota; Metazoa; Arthropoda; Insecta; Hymenoptera; Megachilidae.
CUUACAUACUUUGCGAGAAGUCAUUCGAAGCAACAGAUCCUUUUCAACCUUGCAUUCUUUAAAUCCUCGUUCCCAUGCCAUUUCAGUGAUUCAGCAAAUAACUACCGAUACUAAGGAACAUUUGAUAUAUCAUUUACUAUGCAAUAACCAUGCUAAACAAGGUGAUAAAGUGUAUAAUGAUCGUAAUGGUUCAGUUUUACGUUUCAAAAAACAGUGUAAAAUGUAUUUAUCGAUGUCUCUGGAAUUACCAACCUUUAAGCUUUUAUGCACUUUUAGCGUAAGCAGUAAGGACUCAGUGAGACUGUGUACGUCAAAAUUACCCUGCAAGGAUCCACGACCUGGAAGAAGAACAACUUGCAAUUGUCGUCCACGUCAAACUGUGCCAGAAAAGAAACGGCGGUCGAAACAGUACAGUCGACAGAGGAAGCUUUUGGCGCCACUUUGUAUAUGUGUUAGAACAUCCAGCGUUGACACUUUCAGAAGAGACACCUGUCCAAUUCUUGCUAAAUAUGGCGAAUGUUGCUGCAGAAGACACCGAGUAUGCAAAUAUUUCAACUGUUAUUUACAACGCAUCGCUUUAAAUACGUAUAAAAGCCAAAUGAAGUGUUUAUUACAGAGAAAGCGAAGUAAAAGAAAUGAAACGUCGAUGACACCCCGAAGAGAUUUAGGAACAAAACGCAAAUGUCACUGCCGCCCACCGACAUCUAGGAACCAGCAAAAUAUAUUUUUAAGAGGAUUAUCCUUCUUUCGUAGAAAGUUGCCGAAAUUCAAACGUACUUCUAACAAUCCAAAACCAAAUCCACGACCGCGAGCUAGAUCGUAUCCUGCCGAAAAUUGUGCUUCCAGAAGUUGUUUGAAAAAUCGAAAUAAAAGAUCAUCUGAGAGAAGGAAAGUGAAAUUUUACAAAUAAAGGUAAUAAUAGACUGAUAUUUCUAAACAUUUAACCAACUAAAGAUUUGUUUCAUGGUAAAAAAAGUAUAUCAUCAAGCAAAGGACACAACAUAAAACAGCAAGACUAAUAAAAAUUUUAGUCUAUAAUUUUGGCCACGUGUUUGUAGACCUUGUCAUAAUUAUACAAUGAUAUAAAGCCAAUAUGUAAUAUAUAAAGAUGAACAUGAAAUAGUUGUUAAAUAUUAUUAUUUCUCUUGUUCAAUGAUAUCGAAUAAACGUAAAGAAAUCUCGUAUGUAUGUGUGAAACAUAUUUUACAUGUAUCUAAAAAAAUGUAAGCUUAAUUUAAAAAAUUACAAUUUUUUGCGCAGAUAUGUUAACAUAACUUGAAGUUGAAUAUUUUUAAUAAGUUUCACAUACUGCUGAAAAAUAAACAACUACUGUGAACCUUCAUCUGCGUCAAUAAUCUACGACUUCAUUUUGCAUUUCGUCUAGAAAUAUCGUAAAUAUGUUUUAAAUGACUCGCCUAAGACAGUGAUUUUCAACGAAAUAAAAGUCAUGAUUGUUUCUAAGACACAUAUUCAUAAGUA